This is a messenger RNA of Marmota flaviventris (yellow-bellied marmot), 5602 nucleotides long. RefSeq names its product EDAR associated via death domain (gene Edaradd). Gene Ontology annotation, biological process: signal transduction. The record is from RefSeq and is a predicted model, not a curated record. Gene Ontology annotation, molecular function: protein binding. NCBI's taxonomy places the organism in Eukaryota, Metazoa, Chordata, Mammalia, Rodentia, Sciuridae.
UCGCGCCUCUGCUGGAGGGCGGGAGGCGCGCGGAGAAGGGGCUUUGCUAAUUGCCAGAGCAGGAAGUGAGCACGAGGAAGAAGCCGAGGAGACCCGGGAGGAGGAGCAGUGGAGGAGGAGCAGGAGGAGCGGGAGCGCGGCGCGCACAGCCGCGGAGGUCCACUCCGGCGCGUCGGAACCGCAGGACGUCCAGUCCCCACUGCGCCGCUCUCCCCCGGGCCCUGGAGGCCACCCGACCCUGCUGGGGCGCUCGUCUGUCCUCUCGCUGCCCCCAUGUCUUCUCCGAACGACCCUCUGCGCGCAGAUCAGAUGGCAAAGGAGCCAGUAGAAGACACGGACCCCAGCACUUUAUCUUUUCACGUGUCAGACAAAUAUCCCAUUCAAGACACGGGACUCCCUAAAGUUGAAGAGAGUGACACGGUUACUUUGAGCAGCCCACCAAAUCCUGAUGAGCAAGACCAGGGAGAAGAAAAUGGCCUUCCGGACAGCACUGGAGAACCCCUUUCAGGUGUUACUAAGGACCAGUCCUGUAGGGAAGACUGCACUUGCUCUUCCUGCUCGCUCCGGGCCCCCACCAUCAGUGACUUGCUCAAUGAUCAGGACUUGCUAGAUGUGAUCAGGAUAAAGCUGGAUCCAUGUCACCCAACGGUGAAGAACUGGAGGAAUUUUGCAAGCAAAUGGGGCAUGUCCUAUGAUGAACUGUGCUUCCUGGAGCAGAGGCCCCAGAGCCCCACCCUGGAGUUCCUGUUCCGCAACAGCCAGAGGACAGUAGGCCAGCUGAUGGAGCUGUGCAGGCUCUAUCACAGGGCCGACGUGGAGAAGGUGCUUCGCAGGUGGGUGGAUGAGGAAUGGCCCCGGCGGGGGCGUGCAGACCACCCUGCACACUUCUAGUGCUCCUCUGCACGCUGGGACAUCCGUGGGUCACGAAGAAUGUGAGCCUGUUCUUUAAGAGCUUGGAUGAGGACACGGAACAGUGGACACUGGUUUUCCCCCACGCUGGUGGUUCUGUGGAGGGGUAGGCUAUGUUUUGGUGGCAGAUCUUUCUUUCUUUUUGCACAUCUAUUUUAAUUUAAUAUUUGAAUCUGGACUUGAGAAAGAAUAUUUUGUAGGCUCACAUAGGGGUCAGAAUGGGUUCAUGACAUGAUGAAAAUAAAACGUUCCUCUCUGUGAAUACUGCUGAAGAUUUCAGUCCCAGACCCAGCAGUCUGGACGCGCACAGGUGAGCCGGGGCACUCAAAGCUCAGAGGAAGAAGCAACGGGAUGUUACCUCAUCUGUCCAUUCAUUACUGUUUGGGUUAUAAAGUGCUUAGGUAAUGAACAGAUGCGGUAGCAUGUGGUCCUAUGCUACUGUCAUUUUUAUCCAAGCAUUUUUAUGAUAUGUGGACUAUCGAUAAUGUCAUUUACUUUGGUAUUUUUAAAAGAAGCACACAAACUGAUGAUUACUGGGAGGGCAGAGUGAGAAAUUCAUGCGUUUGUAAGUACCACAGGAAUGGUAUUUGAAAAUGAAUUAUACUCAAAAUGCCCUUUUGUUACCUAUGACCUUUAUAAAAUUAAUAUUGACUUCAUCUUCUUUUACAUAAGUCUGAAUACUUCAUCCCUGAGAUGAAACUUAAUUAAUCAAUAAAUAAAAAUCACCGGGCUCACUGGCGAUGCUCCCCGCUGAGCCUCGCCAACACUCACAGGAUGACCAAGAGGGGCACCCUGAGGCCUGCCAGGAGGGAGGGCAGGUUGAAAACCAACCUUAAACCAGAAGAAAAUUUGGCUCAAAGGAUAUUCAGUGACCUUAUUUGAUCAUCUGGGGAAAGGGCAAAUGUGGGGACAAAAGGGGUUGUAAUGGGAGAGGUCAGAUUUUCUAGAUUUGAGGGGAAAGAGAGAACAAGGCAAAGACUUGGUUUGGUUGGCAGGCCCAUGGCAGUGCUGUUUGGUUCUCUGGAAGUUAAGCACUCUGUUCAGUUUAGUCCCUGAUAAAAUAAGUGAGGUAAAUAAGACUGAUAAAGUACCACAGAAAGAUUGGGAUUAACUCAGCAGAAAGUUCUGAACCACUAUUUAUUUUCACUAAUAAUUAUGGUGGUUUUUGUUAGGUUGCUAAUAUGCAGAGUCAGCUGUCCCCUAAAUGUAAACUCUAAGUAGCAAAAUCUACUAGAGACUGACUCAUCCCUUCUGAUUCAGUGCUGAUUACACCAUGCUCAUUUCCCUGGUGAGAUUUACAGAUAAAUGUCACUUAUCACUAGAUGUAGUUAAGUAACAGCCAGUAAUAAAACAGAUUUUAAAAAAAUAGAAUCUCUGGUAAAUUGGUGGUUGAUGAGGUGCUUUUAAAAUGGGUACUGUUGGCCAGGAUCCUGGCUCUGUACAGAACUAGUUAGGGGGAGUUCUGAUCUUCCGGGAAUCUGAUUUGAUGUAUGAGUACGUUCUUGCUGAGCUACCUAUGACAAGCUCUUACAUCGUAGCUGUGGGAAAACGUGUUACUCAUUUUUGGCAUUGGGGGAAAAUGGAACUAAAGAGGUUGGGAUUAUUUCGCAUUGUGAGGCACCAACUCCCCACAUUUCAGUGGGCAGUCAUCUCUCCUUGUGUCCUGCCACUCUGGAUGUAAGGGGUAGCUCCCAGACCAGGAAAUGCCCUGCCUGCCCUGCCUGGCCAAUGCCUCCAGGAAGCUCUUCCUCACUCCAUCUCCCAGCCAACUGGUCCCCUCAGCCCAACUAUGGCCAGCACAGUCUGGCCAUCACAGAGGCAGUGGUGAGGGGCGGGAGAGGAGGCCGGAGGGAAAACCUGCCCUGUUCCCUUUUCUCCUUCACCUCAGGGCCUCCCCCAUGCAGACAGAACAGGAGGAGCAGAUGAGACACAGGACAGCUGGGUGGCGGGGCGACCGGGAAGGUUGGCCUUACUCCUUACCCUUCCGCCCGGGAUGGACGAGGGCAGAGUGCAGCAGAGGGAAGGAUGACACGGUGCCAUCCACCCUGCCUCCUUCCUGCUGCUCCAGGCCUUCCUGGGCCUCACCCUGGUCCCCAGCUCCUCUGAAGCCCCAACCACUUGAAGCCACAGGAUUACACGUGGUGGUUUGGAACAGCAGCUAAAGAGGUGGACUCCCCACCCCUCCCACAGGGCCUUGGCAACAAAAAUAAUAUUCAGCCUCAAGUCCAGUCCCCAAUCUGACCUUAAACUGACUUGCCAUUUUACAUCUCAAACACAGCUACUGUCUGUGUCGGCUGAACUUGCCCUUCUUGUUCAAGCAAGACACAGCACUCAGACCAACCAGACUUGAUGGUGGAGUCUGCACCUUUGUGUUCAAUUCCAGAGCAGAAAACCUCCUAUGUCAGAAGUACAGCAGCCUCCCAUCCCCACCUGGUGCCAUUAUGUACAGAGUUCUGGCAGCUAAUAACCUCUACCCCUGGAUCUAUCACCACUUCACUGCCAGGGAGCUAGAAAGCUUUUAAUGCCAUCUUCUUUUUAAAAAAUUCCUAUUAUAAUUCCAUGAGGAAGUGCCCAGGUAGAAGGGAUUUUUAAAACAGGGGAAUUAAUAUAAAUUUGCUUUACCUAUAUCAUUAUUUAUACAUAUGGACAUCUGAAUUGUUAACAUUGACCUUGUGAGGAUUUUUAAUUAUUAGAAUCAUGAUGUCAGCAGAGAGAAAUAUAACCUAAGAUUUUCUAAAGUUCUUUCAGACUCUGAGAGAAGGCAGGGUGACUUUGAUCUGUGUCAUGUGGGAAAGUGCCAGACACGAAUUCUCAACUGAGGUGCAGGUACAAGCUGUCCGUGCAGGAAUCCCAGACAACCACACUUAGAGUCGGUUUAUGAAAGCACAUACUGUGAUCGCAUAACGCCCUGACACUGCACAGGGAGUGGAAAGGGAAGAGAUUGCUUUAUGACCAAUAGAACAGUCGUUAAAGGCCAAUCCAUGAACACGUCACAGCUUUGCUCUUCAUUCUGUCCUAGGGAUCUAUGUUAAAUUAACCUCACUGUAAACUAAGCUGUUUGGGAUGAAGUCCUUUUGGUUUUUAGAGUAACAGGCUCGUCUUAAAACUCCCAUCUGUAACAUUCCAUGACAAGGCUCUAGGCAAUAUGGGUUUUGUUUGGUUGCAGUAGCAAAGUACCACACAAAAGAGUAGGGGAAGUCACAGAGGACAUCACAUGCCAGGGACAGAUCUACACGGGAGGCCUACAUUGGAGGAAAAAGACCAAAUGGGGCACAUGGUAUUUAAAACAGUAAGGUUUUAAAUUGUUAGGGUUUAAUCUUCCCUAGGACCUCCCACCUAUAAAGGCAAAUGUAAGAAGGGGUCACCUAUUUUUGUGACACUAAUCAUUAUUUAAUAAUACAGAGAAUGUGGCAAUAGACAAAAGAUGCUGCUCCCCCACUGGUCCUUCAUAGUAAACCUUUGUGGCACUGCCCUCUGCUGGAGUACAAAAUCUACACCCGCCUCUUCCAGAUGCCAGCUCCCACCAACCUUGGGCCUGGGUUUGGGCCAUGUUAGGCGCCUUACAGGCAGUCUUGCUGAAGAGGAAGACUGCAGUUGCUUUACUGCUUGGCAGACAGGCAGAACAAGGGCAGCAUGACUGUGAUGGGUUCCUGUCCCCUGGACUUGCCCAGCACUGUACACCCUGCCAUUCAGGGCUGUGUUCAGCUCAGUGCGAUCCUGUGCCCUGGGAAUGACUGUGAGCGCUCAGAAGGGCCUUCCCUCUGUGCAGACAGACGGUCAGUUGCUUGUGGAUGUUGGGUCUCUCUCCUUUUCACGUUAGCACCCGAGUGGGGGGGCUGUGAUGCCAAGUGGCAAAGGGUCUGCCUCUCUGGAGCAGGAGUCUCACCCCUUCCUCCAUGACACGUUCAACAAGAACACGCACAGAUUUCCUCUCCUUUUCCUUUCCUUUUUAGAUGCUGCUUUGGGCCUGAUCAUGUUGAAAUUAUUUUUGGCCUUUGUAACUGAAAUGCACAUACCCACAUGAGUGGAUGGAAGCAGUGACAGAGAAGCACCCCAUUUGUUCUUCCAUCUCCUCCUUGGGAACUCAGCAGCACCCUCCUAAACCUCAUGCACUUGGUUGCACAUGGCUGGGGUGGGUCUAGUCUCCCCUGGGUUUAGAGAGCAUUGUGGCCAAGAUACGGGGCUGUGAGCUGGUACUACUGGUCAGGAAGGACCAUAGUAAAGCAGAGCCUGUCUGUUCUCUUCCUCCCCGUGGCGUGGAGGGUCAUGGAUCUAGGGCCGUGUCUAGACAGGGUGCAUCCUAGAAUCCAGCUCCACAGUUGAUCUGAAGAGAUCUAAGCCAUCAACCAUGCAACGUGAAAUGAAAUGACUAGGCUUGUCAGCUUGUUUGGAAAUAUAAGAGGACGGCUUCUUUGGUACUUCCUGAGCUAAGCUGUGCUCUUAGGUGACAUCCCAGUGACCACAGUCCUCUGAAGCAUGUCCUCCAAAGCUUUAAGGAAGACAUUUGCAAUAAUGAAGGUGGUGCUUCUGAACUACCAAGUCUUGGGGAGCUUUGUUUAUAUAUUCCUUUGUACUGUACUUCUAAAGCUGCCUACGUUCUGAUCUCCUGUAUGACUUUGUCUUUCUUCUAAAUAAGGAUUGUUAUAACUAUAAUAAUGGGUGCUACAAAAUUAAAGACUGAUGUCCACCACUA